AUGGAAGCAUCACCCCCUACUUCCUUCAACCACGUUGCUGCCAUACCUUAUCCUGCACGAGGCCACAUCAAUCCCAUGAUGAACCUAUGCAAGCUCCUUGUGUCCAACAACAACAACAUCCUCGUCACCUUCAUUGUCACCGAAGAAUGGUUAAGCUUCAUCUCCUCCGAACCAAAACCCGACAACAUAAGCUUCCGAACUAUCCCUAACGUUGUUCCUUCUGAACUCAUUCGCGGCCGCGACCAUCCUGCCUUCAUAGAAGCUAUCAUGACAAAGAUGGAGGAACCCUUUGAGGAGGUACUAAACCUACUUGACCUCCCUCCUUCAAUCAUUUUGUACGACACUUUCUUGUAUUGGGCUGUUGCCGUUGGAAACCGAAAGAAUAUACCAGUAGCAUCGUUUUGGACAAUGUCUGCUUCUGUAUUUUCUAUUUUGUUGCACCAACAUCUUUUGGAACAAAAUGGUCACUACCUUGUGAAAUUUUCAGAAAAUGGAGAUGAACGUGUAAAUUAUAUUCCUGGAGUUUCCUCAACGCGCUUAGCUGAAUUACCAUCUUUUCAAACCAAACGAAUGAUGCAGAUGCUUUUGAAAGGUUUUCAAUGGAUUCACAAAGCACAGUAUCUUCUAAUUUCUUCAAUUUAUGAGCUAGAAUCUCAAGCAAUUGAUACCUUAAAAUCAAAAUUGUCCAUACCAGUUUACACAAUUGGUCCUACCAUACCAUACAUUAGCCUAAAAAACAAUCCCAAACUAAAAACUAAUAAUAGCUACAUUGAGUGGCUAGAUUCACAACCAAUUGGUUCUGUUCUUUACAUAUCACAGGGAAGUUUUUUUUCAGCUUCAAGUAAACAAAUUGAUGAAAUUGCAAGAGCUUUAUGUGAAAGCAAUAUUCGAUUUUUGUGGGUAGCACGUAAUGAAGCUUCUAGGUUGAAACAAAUUUGUGGGAAUAUGGGAUUGGUUUUGGAAUGGUGUGACCAAUUGAGAGUGUUGUCACAUUCUUCUAUUGGUGGAUUUUUGUCACAUUGUGGUUGGAAUUCUAGUAAGGAAGGUGUUGUUUGUGGAGUGCCGUUUUUGACUUUUCCAAUUACUGUUGACCAACCAUUUAAUAGUAAGAUGAUAGUAGAGGAUUGGAAGGUUGGAUUGAGAGUUAAAGAAAAUGUGAAUGGAGAUGUUUUGGUGAAGAAAAGUGAAGUUGUAAAAUUAGUGUGUGAAUUUAUGGAUUUGGAUAGUGACCUUGCAAAGGGUAUUAGGGAAAGAAUUAGAAAGCUUAAAAAGAUAUGUUGGGAUGCAAUUGGAGAUGGUGGCUCAGCAGACAUUGAUUUGAAAGCCUUAAUUGGUGAUAUAAUAACGUAUUCUUCAAAGUUCACACAUGCUUAA
Molecule: messenger RNA, 1374 nt
Organism: Vicia faba (fava bean)
Lineage: Eukaryota; Viridiplantae; Streptophyta; Magnoliopsida; Fabales; Fabaceae
Source: the annotation of a GenBank genome assembly